Molecule: messenger RNA, 462 nt
Organism: Amoebophrya sp. A25
Lineage: Eukaryota; Dinophyceae; Syndiniales; Amoebophryaceae
Source: the annotation of a GenBank genome assembly
AAGCCCCCUUUGUCUGACGAUUAUCCUGAGUCGUGGCCUUUGAUACCCAGUGCGGGAGACCUUUUUUCCGACAGCUACUCGAGUGUAGUAGCCAGUUUAGCUAGUGGCGCUGGUGACUCCCAUGCACGGGCAUUGCAGGAAGUAGAGGAUGUGGCAGCCAGUGAAAAAUUGGUGGCAGAUCUACUAUCAGAGUACUCGUCACAGACAAGUCGUGAGGCAGGAACUAGUCGUGGGAAUAAAGCAUCCCCUUCUUCUUCUAGUACAAGUAAAGAAUCUCGGGCGUCUUCAGAAAAUGUGGUGACAGGACUUUCUUAGGGGUAGGUUAAAGGUGCUUUUGUUACCGUUUGUUAUGGCGUUCCUAAGGGGGACAGCCAUAACAAGCGGGAUAAACAAACACCAAAAACCUACCUCUAACUAUCGCAUGAUGGUGCUGGACCUACGGCCACCUCUACAGCUUCUAGC